UCACCACCUUUCGUACAAACUUGAGUUGUUCGCGACCCUCCGCGCGCUAUUCCUGUCUUGUCUUGGUCAACGUGUGCAGGAGACACCAGAACCUUUGAGCACGGACUACAAAGCCCUAAAUAUGUCUGCGCAAAUCAUAUCCGGGAAGGAAGUUUCAGCGCAGGUGAGGGAGCGUCUCAAGACGGACGUGGAGCAGAUGAAGCUUCAGGACCCAAACUUCACACCCGGUCUCGUGGUUUUACAGGUUGGAGACCGGGAUGAUUCGAAUCUGUACAUCAGCAUGAAGUUGAAGGCAGCAGCAGAGAUUGGAAUAAAUGCUACACAUGUAAGACUUCCCGAGACCGCGACGGAGGAGGAGGUUCUUCACAGCAUCACAGAGGUGAAUGAGAACUCGUCCGUCCACGGCCUCAUCGUGCAGCUGCCCUUGGACUCAAUCCAUAAGAUCGACACGGAGAAGGUCACCAACGCCGUGGCGCCGGAGAAGGAUGUGGACGGGCUGACCAGCGUCAAUGCAGGGAAGCUGUCUCGCGGGGACCUGGGCGACUGCUUCAUCCCCUGCACACCAAACGGCUGCAUGGAGUUGAUCAGACAGACCGGUGUGUCUGUGGCGGGGAAGAAAGCCGUGGUGAUCGGCCGUAGUAAGAUCGUGGGCGCGCCGAUGCACGACCUGCUGCUGUGGAACAACGCCACCGUCACCACCUGCCACUCCAAGACCGUGGAUCUCCCCGGAGAGGUGAGCAAAGCGGACAUACUGGUUGUCGGCAUCGGGAAAGCGGAGAUGGUGAAAGGAGAGUGGAUCAAGAAGGGGGCCGUUGUCAUCGACUGUGGCAUCAACCACAUCCCAGAUGAGACUAAAGCGAAUGGUAAGCGGGUGGUGGGCGACGUCGACUACGCCUCAGCCAAGGACCAGGCUGGCUUCAUCACCCCUGUGCCCGGCGGGGUGGGACCCAUGACUGUGGCCAUGCUGAUGUCGAACACGGUGCUGAGUGCAAAACGUUUCCUGGAGAGCCACCAACCAGGGAAGUGGAACAUUUCUUACACCAAACUCAACCUCCAGAAGCCCGUCCCAAGCGACAUUGUGAUUUCUCGCUCCUGCGUGCCGAAGCCCAUCGACUGUCUAGCCAGAGAGGUGGGCCUUCUGUCUGACGAGGUGGAGCUCUACGGCAAAACAAAGGCCAAGGUCCAGCUGAGCAUCAUCAAACGGCUGCAGGCCCAACCAGACGGCAAAUAUGUGGUGGUCACUGGUAUUACACCCACCCCCCUGGGUGAAGGAAAAAGCACCACCACAAUCGGCCUGGUCCAGGCCCUCGGAGCCCAAAUGAAGCUCAAUGUGUUUGCUUGUGUCCGACAGCCUUCUCAGGGUCCCACCUUCGGCAUUAAAGGCGGCGCUGCGGGAGGCGGAUAUUCUCAAGUCAUUCCCAUGGAAGAGUUCAACCUCCAUCUCACCGGGGACAUUCACGCCAUCACAGCCGCCAACAACUUGGUGGCCGCUGCCGUCGAUGCUCGCAUGUUCCACGAGUCGACCCAAUCCGACAAAGCUCUGUAUAACCGCUUGGUGCCGCUCAUUGGAGGAGAGAGGAAGUUCUCCCCCGUCCAGACCAACAGACUGAAAAAACUGGGCAUAGAGAAGACUGACCCCUCCACACUGACGGAGGAAGAGAUCACCCGCUUCGCCCGCCUGGACAUGGAUCCGAGCUCCGUCACCUGGCAGAGAGUGUUGGAUACCAACGAUCGAUUCCUGAGGAAGAUCACGAUCGGCCAGUCGCCCACUGAAAAGGGCCACACGAGAGAGGCCCAGUUUGACAUCACGGUGGCCAGUGAGAUCAUGGCCGUGCUCGCCCUCACCAGCAGCCUGGAGGACAUGCGCCAGCGUCUGGCCAGGAUGGUGGUGGCCACCAGCCGCGGCGGAGUGCCCAUCACCACCGAGGACCUGGGCGUGAGCGGUGCUCUAGCUGUGCUGAUGAGAGAUGCCAUCAAGCCAAACCUGAUGCAGACCUUGGAGGGAACGCCUGUGUUUGUCCACGCCGGCCCGUUCGCCAACAUCGCCCACGGCAACUCCUCCAUCCUGGCGGAUAAAAUCGCUUUGAAGCUGGUUGGACCCGAGGGCUUUGUGGUGACGGAGGCCGGCUUUGGUGCCGACAUCGGCAUGGAGAAGUUCUUCAACAUCAAGUGCCGGUACUCAGGCCUCAGGCCCCACGUGGUGGUGCUGGUGGCCACGGUUCGAGCGCUGAAGAUGCACGGAGGAGGACAAACGGUCACAGCUGGGAUGCCGCUGCCGAAAGAAUACAUCGAGGAGAACCUUGAGCUGCUGGAGAAGGGCUGCAGCAACAUGAGGAAGCAGAUAGAGAACGCGCAGCACUUCGGCGUGCCGGUGGUCGUGGCUGUUAACGCUUUCAAGACGGACACCGAGGCGGAGCUCGACCUGGUCUGCCGCGUGGCCAAAGCCGCCGGGGCCUUCGACGCCGUGCACUGCUCCCACUGGGCCGAAGGCGGAGCCGGGGCCGUGGCCCUGGGCCAGGCCGUGAAGAGGGCCUCUGAGGCCCCCAGCCAGUUCAAGUUCCUCUACGACCUGGAGCUCCCUAUCGCUGAUAAGAUUCGAAUAAUCGCCCAGAAGAUUUACGGGGCGGAUGACAUUGAGCUUCUCCCCGAGGCUCAACACAAGGUGGAGCUCUACACCAAACAGGGGUUCAGCAAGCUGCCGAUCUGCAUGGCAAAGACUCACCUGUCGCUCUCCCAUGAGGCCGACAAGAAGGGUGUGCCCACGGGGUUCGUCCUGCCCAUCAGAGACAUCCGUGCCAGUGUGGGCUCCGGGUUUUUGUUCCCACUGGUCGGCACGAUGCCCACGAUCCCCGGUCUGCCCACCAGGCCGUGUUUCUACGACAUCGACCUGGACCCGGAGACUGAGCAGGUCAACGGUCUCUUCUGAAGCCGUUAUAGACGUACAAACGCGAGUGGCCCGUUAAUGGCUGAUUCGUGUGAAUGUCUAUUCCUUUGUUGACCCCUCCCUCCCCCAACACACACACACACACACACACACGCAGGCAUGCUGUAUUGACCCAACGACCCCCCCACUCCCACCACUGAGCCUUUAUGAAAUGUGGUGCACUAUUAACCGGGAACACCAUGAGCUUGAUUUGUUCAAUGCUUUUCACUCUGACAUCUGGAAGUUGGUUUGUUUUCCCCAUGUGAUUGUAAAAAUCAAGAAACUUGAUUAAUUUAAUGUUUUUACUAACAGACUUGGACAUGAAAGAAGGCAGUAUGCUGUUGACCGUUCUCUCCGUUACAUUGUUCACUGUACCUCAAUUACAAUAAUAAGCCACUGAAGAACCCUAAAAAGAUUCUAAUAUGGCAGAUCUGAGUUUUUGUGUUAACUUGUGUAUGUUUUUUUUGUGCACUGCAUCACUGUCUUUCUUAUACAAUCUGAGUUUUUUGUGAGAUGUCCUGUUGCAACUGUCAUGUGUUCUAAUAUUUCUAACAUUGUUGGAUAAACCAUGAACUUGUAAGUUUGGAGAUCAGAAAAGAUCAAAUAAAAGGCCUUAAUGGAAAGAUUGCAUACUAAA
Molecule: messenger RNA, 3560 nt
Organism: Gasterosteus aculeatus aculeatus (three-spined stickleback)
Lineage: Eukaryota; Metazoa; Chordata; Actinopteri; Perciformes; Gasterosteidae
Product: C-1-tetrahydrofolate synthase, cytoplasmic
Biological process (GO): tetrahydrofolate interconversion
Cellular component (GO): cytosol
Molecular function (GO): ATP binding; methenyltetrahydrofolate cyclohydrolase activity; methylenetetrahydrofolate dehydrogenase (NADP+) activity
Source: RefSeq, a predicted model, not a curated record